Messenger RNA from Diversispora eburnea, 1497 nucleotides. The record is from the annotation of a GenBank genome assembly. Lineage: Eukaryota; Fungi; Glomeromycota; Glomeromycetes; Diversisporales; Diversisporaceae.
AUGUAUGCUUUAAGGAGGCAACGAUUUUUAACAAAACUAUGUAAAUUUGGCGGCUCAGGUGUUCCUGUUAAGAUUAUACCGGCAUAUGCACCAGUAUUUACGCGAUUUCCGAAACUUGGAACCCAGUCUUUGACUACGAAAUGCAUUCGAAAGGUUUUUGCCUUUCAUUCUCCUACCUUGCACAAUAACGGAUCUUUUUCACGGCGAUACUAUGGAUCCGAAUCAUAUCCUAGUCAUACUUUAAUAACUAUGCCUGCUUUAUCCCCCACAAUGACUAUGGGAGCCGUUGGUAAAUGGCAAAAGAAAGUUGGGGAUGCUGUCACACCUGGAGAUGUGUUAGUUGAAAUAGAAACUGACAAAGCCUCAAUGGACUUUGAAUGUCAAGAAGAAGGUUACCUAGCUAAGAUUCUUAUAGAAUCUGGUGCAAAAGAUGUUAAUGUUGGUAGUCCCCUAGCUAUUUUGACGGAAAAUAAAGAAGAUAUUGAAAAAUUUUCUGAUUUUGUUCCUGAUCAAAAAGCAACCUCUAAAGUAGAAAAAAUUGAACAUGUGGAAGAAAUUCCAAAAAAAACCGAACCACCAAAAUCAUCCACUCAACUCCCAGAAGAACCCACAAAAGAACCUACAAAAACUUAUGAUAGAAUCCUUGUUAGUCCAGUGGCACGUAAAUUAGCAUCUGAACGUGGAAUCUCUCUUGAUCAGGUCACCGGUACAGGUCCCAAGGAUCGCAUAGUAAAGGCAGAUAUUCUAAAUUGGGUUCCUCCAGUAACAAAAGCAAAAGAAGUUCCAGCUUCAGAACCUAUUUCAGAGUAUACAGAUAUUCCUCUAUCCAAUAUGCGCAAGAUCAUUGCUGAACGAUUAAGUGAAUCCAGUCAAACAAUUCCUCAUUAUUUCUUGACUAUUGAAGUUGAUAUGAACAAAGCUUUGAAACUUCGUGAAGAACUAAAUAAUGACAGUAAUGGAAAGUACAAACUUUCUGUUAAUGAUUUCAUUAUCAAAUCAUCUGCUUUAGCAUUAAUGGAUAUGCCUCAAGUGAACUCGUCUUGGCAUGAUACUUUUAUUAGACAAUAUCGUAAUGCUGAUAUUUCGGUUGCCGUAGCGACUCCCAAUGGUUUAAUCACACCCAUUAUAAAGAAUGCACAAACCAAAGGGCUAGCAACUAUCUCAAAUGAAGUUAGAGAAUUGGCAGGUCGUGCAAAAGAAAACAAAUUGUCACCUCAUGAGUAUCAGGGAGGAACCUUUUCAAUCUCUAAUCUUGGGAUGUACGGUAUCAAAUCUUUUACAGCUAUCAUUAAUCCUCCACAAUCAUGUAUUCUCGCUGUGGGUUCUGCUGGACAAACAUUCAUACCAGAUUCAAGUCAGGAGACGGGAUAUCGAAUUGUAAACACUAUGCAAGUAACUCUUUCGUGUGAUCAUAGAACUGUUGAUGGAGCUUUGGGAGCACAAUGGUUAUCUGCAUGGAAAGUUUACAUGGAAAAUCCGAUCAAAAUGCUUUUAUAA